AUGGGUUUAAACGAAACAGAGCUCUUUGGCCAAGAUGUCACAAGAGACAAUGCAACCACCGUCGAUGUUAAAAACAGGCAAGACUCCUCAGAUGAAUCAGCCUGGUCUGAUACAGAGUCCUGGGACCCUCUCAAGCUCUCUUCUAUGAGAAAACUGCACAUUGUCAUCGCUGGCUUCACCUGCACUUUCAAUGGCAAUUUUGGUUCCUCUAUGCCCUCGGGCGCUCUUGAUAUCAUCGCAGAGCAAUUCAACGUCACAGAUCCCGUCUAUCUCAUCCUCCUCAAUUCUUUGUACAUGGUCGGAUAUGUCCUUGGUCCUCUACUAUUUGGACCCUUAAGCGAAUACAUCGGUCGACGCCCUGUCCUGAUCGGCACAUAUCUGGGUUAUAUCCUAUUCACGUUCCUCGCUUCUGUAUCGCCAAAUUAUGCGGCCCUGUUGGUCUUUCGAUUGCUAUGUGGAAUCAAUGCUGCCGCUCCUACGACUGUUAUCGGUGGUCUGUACGCAGAUAUCCUUGACAACCCUUCUGUUCGAGGCAACGCCAUGGCUCUUUACAUGACCGUCACCACAAUCGGUCCCUUGAUUGGUCCCAUUGUCUCCGGCUUCUCAUCUCCAAUCUCGUGGCGUUGGCCCUUCUGGAUUGCUGGCAUGAUGGCAGUUGCAGGUCUUCCUCUAAUCCUCACCAUCCCUGAGACGUACGCACCUGUUCUGCACAACAAGAUGGUCAAGGCGCAUAUCAAGAGAAGACAGAAGGAGAAAAAGAAGAACAGGGUCGAGAAUAGCGAUGAAGAACCCCUCGAGCUGAAGCCUUUCAACGUUCGAAAGAUCUUCUUCCGACCUAUGAAGUUGCUCUUCACUGAGCCUAUUCUUGCGUCUACUUCUAUCUAUCUCACCUUGGCGUACUCGGUCUUCUAUCUCAUGUUCCAGGCAUAUCCUCGCGUGUUUCAAGGCUUCUAUGGUCUAUCCCCUGGAAUGGCGGGUCUGGCAUAUAUCCCUUUCUGCAUCGGUGUCGUCCUUUCUCUGGGUGUUUUCGCCAUCUAUACACGAUACCAUGAUAAGCAAACCGCUGCCGGGGCUGAGUGGACAAAGAAUCACAUCUACCGUCGCCUUCCUCUAGCCUGCAUAGCAUCUCCUUGCAUGGUCAUCUCCCUCUUCUGGCUCGGCUGGACCGUCUGGCCUUCACUGUCUCCCAUCAUUCCUUCUCUUGGUGGCAUCUUCUUCGGUCUCGGCUUCCAGCUUCUCUUCAUGGGAAUGACAAACUAUCUCACCGACGUCUUCCGAAGCCACUCCGCCUCUGCUCUCGGCGCAGCCGCUAUGCUUCGUUCCAUCGGUGCUACCACCCUGCCCCUUGCUGCUGACAGCAUGUAUACCAACCUGGGAAUACACUGGGCGCCUUCAGUCCUUGCAUUUGUUGCUCUGGCCAUGGGCGUCAUCCCCUUUGUCUUUAUCAGAUAUGGUGAUCGUCUGGCCCGCAGCAGCAAGACUGCUCGGGAGGCAUUUGCCAUCCAGAAUUGA
Molecule: messenger RNA, 1512 nt
Organism: Fusarium coffeatum
Lineage: Eukaryota; Fungi; Ascomycota; Sordariomycetes; Hypocreales; Nectriaceae
Exons: 4
Coding region: 1-1512 (503 amino acids)
Biological process (GO): transmembrane transport
Molecular function (GO): transmembrane transporter activity
Source: RefSeq, a predicted model, not a curated record